This is a messenger RNA of Cyanidioschyzon merolae strain 10D, 483 nucleotides long. Its product is annotated as bis(5'-adenosyl)-triphosphatase. NCBI's taxonomy places the organism in Eukaryota, Rhodophyta, Bangiophyceae, Cyanidiales, Cyanidiaceae. The coding region runs from base 1 to 483 and encodes 160 amino acids. Gene Ontology annotation, molecular function: catalytic activity. The record is from RefSeq and is a predicted model, not a curated record. The transcript has a single exon.
AUGCUGUACCCUUUUGGCCCGUAUUACAUUUCAAGAGCUGUGGAAGUGUUUUAUUCAACGAAGCUCACACUUGCAGUCGUGAACCUGCGUCCAGUGGCUCACCACCAUGUUCUCGUCUUUCCAAGACGUCCUGUGGCGAGGUUUGCGGACCUUGUAGAAGCCGAAGUUGCAGACCUGUGGCUCAGUGCUCAACGAAUAGGUUCCAGAAUUGAGGCUCAUGGGCGUAAGAGGGGCGUCAGCGGCUUGCAGUUUGUGAUACAGGAUGGCGUUGGUUCCGGCCAGACGGUACCCCACGUUCACGUUCACAUCGUGCCGCGUACUCCAGGGGACUUUACCCCGAACGACGCCAUUUACGGCGCUCUCGAGAAGCGGGGUUUUCAUGCUGACGAAACCGAACGCCCGGAUCGAAGUCGGGACGAGAUGCGAGAGGAACGGGACGAACUUGCAGCACUUUUCCCUGAGGCAGAGUACCAAGUGCCGUAG